CCUCGCGCCUGCAUGUCGUAAAAAUGAAACACUCGCGUUUUUUGGCCAUCAAUGUACGGUUUAUGGUGUGUGUCGCGGCUUUCUACUCCUUUGCUCAUGCGUAACGAUUAAAGGCACCUCAAAUCGGGGGAAAUAGCCGGUACACCAUGGGGUUCGGAUAAUAUAUAUCGUGAUCUGAGGCAAGUACUUUUUUUUUUUUUUUUUGUAUGUGGUCGGUCGGGUGCUGUUCUACUCACAGUCAGGAAGAUCUAAGUAUUACAUAUAAAAAAGGUCUUUGAAGACCUUCGCCAUUGACCUUUGCACAUAUAAUGGAAAGGGUCAAAUGUUAAGCCUGCCCUAUCGUUUAUUUACGUUUCAUGUUAAGCUCUGUUUUGCGCUUGAGUCUCGGUUUAUACCGUAGAUUGCGGUUGUCUGCUGUGUGCUAAGCAUAUGCAUUUUUAUAAACAAUAUAUUUAUAUUUAGAUGCGGUUCUGAUUUUAACAUUAUUAAACAGCAAAGGUGCUACUAAUAUGGUAAAACGUCUUCUCUGUAACUUGACUAUCGGACUCUUGUGUUUAGAACUCACACGACAGUGUUUACAACCAUUUUCCAUUUGUCUCAUUUUGUUUGCCUAUAAUAUUUGUUUUAGAACAGGUGAAAGGAAUCCGUUUUGAAGAUUGUAAUUUGAAGACCUUUCCAUGACAGGUAGGUUUACCCAUUGUUGGCUUUAUGGGUGGUGUGUGUGUGCGCGCGCUUUUAACCCCUUAAGGACCAAACUUCUGUACUAAAAGGGAAUCAUGACAUGUCACGUGUCCUUAAGGGGUUAAAUAUCUUUUUAUUUAUUAUUGUUUUUCGUGUGUGUGCGCACCACACACUGAUGUCUAUGGAAGAUCCCACAAAACAAUGGGAACCUCCAUAGACUUCACUAAGCUUUAACUGCGAAAAAAAAACUAAUUCCGACAGCCCUUGUGAGAGAGAGGCUGAUGGAUUUGACAGAACUUGCCAGUUGAUUCACCACAUGCAUUUUAGGUAGACUGAAUUGGAAUUUCAAUGAAAUUCCCAAACCGUCAAUAUUAGGGUUUCAGAAAGAUUAGAUCAUUUUCAAUUACUUAAUUUUUGUUGGGUGGCAGAGCCAGUAUUUUUGUGAGGGUCACGUCGUCCUACAAUUAUUUAUAGGAACACUCUGGACCCCUAAAGUACUUUCAGAUAUUUUAAAUGCUUUCUGUGUGCCCUCACAGGUUUUUUUUGUUUUUUUGUUUUUUUCUCAAUAGAAAUUGGCAUUGUUAAAAAUAAUCCUUGUUAUACUCUUCUUGCUUUCAUGCAGACCAACAGCAGCAUGCUGCUUUUUUUAAAACUUUAUUUUACUUAAUUUUACUUUCUCCUGGGUUACUUAUAUGUGGCGAGCAUAACUUUAUGAAUUGUAUAGACUAUUAUGCUCACUACAUGUAUUUUUAGUACCAGUGAUCUCAUUGUUUGUUUUUAAUUUAUGUUCCAAUAAAUAUUGGCUUGUGGAUAUUUCUGUAGUCCUGUAUCCUUUCACUGGGAGGAUAUUCUGUACCAUUGAGCCUUUUCUAGGGACCCUAGGACUGCUCUUGGUCAUGUGAGUGGAAUUCCACCUUUAUUCCCUUACUCAUUUUUUUUACAGAUUACACUAGUUUGUUGUCUUUUUUUGUGUACAAUAGUUUCACAGGCUUAGUUAACCUCGCGUUGUGCAGGACUGCAAGCCCAAAAGGAGGUACAAUGGAUGUUACAAAUCUAGGAAACUCGAUUGUCCCGCCAUAAGAGAUGCACUCUUGAUCGGAGUGUGCAAGUUUACAGUAAUUUUGCAUUAUAGUAAACAAGAGAGGUUGUAACAUGAACAUUACAGUAAUAAAUACCAGCAAACUAGUGGGGGGGGGGAGGGGAGAGAAAAUAAAAGGGAGUUAGGUGGGGGGGAGGUAGAGUACACUGCUAUGAUUAUAUUAUUUCUUCCAACUGGUGAUUAGAACUCAGUCUUGCAAUACUUGACCGUUGUGAAUCUGUCCUUAUCGUGGGAGCGUAUCGGUGAAAGAGUCCCAUUUCUCUCGAGCUAUUUGGCAGAAUAAGCAGCUUUUUAGUGAGUUUUCUAGUGGCUCUUUUCAUUUUGCUUGUUAGGGCUAUUUGGCUUAGCAGCUCUUCUCGGGGAUGGGCUGUGGUAGAUAACCAGUUACGUGCUAAUAGCGUGAGUGCAGCCACAAUAACAUGGAAUAUUAACUAUUCCAUGGGGUGAGAGUCUGUGUUCGGGAGAAUCAGAAGGAGACAACAUUCUGGGGUAUUGGGUAGUUGUACUUCUGUUCAGCUGAGAAUGAUAUUGAGCGCUAGUACCAGACAUUGCCACCAGAUGUGGAGCAUGGUACUCCAAUUAGAUUUACAGCGCUAGCACACAUCUGAAUAUGCAGGUUUUAUUUUAGCCAAUUUUCCAGGAACCAUGUACCAUCUGUAGAGGAUUUUCCUCAGAAUUUUACUGUGGGCUGCAUUUAAAGUGUUGCCACUAAAUGCAGGAAAUGCUUUGACCCACUAUGCCCUCAAGAUUGGGCGGCCAAUCUCGGCCUCCCAAGCUCGGAGACAAGAAUGGUGGGAUGGAGAGAUUUUCCCAGUGUUUACCCAUUGUGGUUCUGGUCUAGUAAGAGCUGCUGUUAUACUACUUAAAGGAUCACUAUAGUGUUGUGAAAACAAAGCGGUUUUCCUGACAUAGGAAAGCCCGUUGGUCCCGGGCUCCCUCGGCGCUGGUGACCUCUCCUCCCCCGCCGCCGUCAGCUCCCCCGUCUGACGUCAGCGGAGCUGAAUCCGCAUGCGCGUCAAGUGCUGCGCGCGCAUUCAAAGUGUCCAUAGGAAAGCAUAAUAUGCCUCCAGCGUCGCAGAUGCGCCUCUAGUGGAUGUCUGGAAGACAGCCACUAGAGGAUGGCUUAACCCCAAAUGUAAACAUAGCAGUUUCUCUGAAACUGCUAUGUUUGCAUCUGAAGGGUUAAAACCUGAGGGACCUGGCACUCAGACCACUUCAUUAAACUGAAGUGGUCUGGGUGACUAUAGUGUCCCUUUAAAAGCGCAGCCUGAUAAUAUUGUCUGAUAUUUGGUAGUCCCAUACCGCCUGCGUUAAGUGGUGCGGUUAAAAUAGAGCUACAUUUCACCCAACAGCUUUGCUUUUUAUACGGAGCUCAAAUUCCAAGUUACAUAACUACCCCAAGUUAUACUUCACCCAAAACCCCCCUCUGAUACACACGAUCGGAAAUCCAAGUAUAAGAACCUUAAAGCACUGAACAUAAAAGCCCAUAACAACACUCACUGCACAGUACCCAGCAGGUCCAACCCAACACGAAUAAACUAAAAGAACAGCUACACCAGGGCAACUAGAAGGGCAAAUAAUCAGGCUAUCUACAUGACAUGUGCACCCUAAAAAGGUUAACCUGUACAGAAUUUUACUGCAAUGUGUAUAACAUGUACAGCAUAGCUACAAUGAAAACAAACGAUUGUAUUUUGUGAUACCUCCCUUCCUAUAUGUAACCCCUACCCUUGUUUCACCAAAAAUGAAAUAAAGAAUAAAAAAAAAAAAAAUAGAGCUACAUUUAGACGCCUCCCAUUCCAGAUAAACCUAUCGACCACUUUUUGUAAGGUGGUGAACAACAUUUUGGGUACCUUCAGUGGUAGGGUAGGAAGAGGUACUGUAGUUUGGGCAAAAUGGACAUUUUUAUAGUAAUUAUUCUCCCAGUCCAAGAUAAGAAUUUACCCUUCCAUGUUGACAGUAGCAUUGUGAAUGAUUUUAAGUAAGGCUACUCUGACAAACUCCUAUUUUCCUGUGAGUUUGCCACGAGUUUUUGGAGGGGCCUGUUUGCCAGCCUCCUACCAUGUGACUAUGGCCCCUGCACUAGACCUGGCUAAAAUACUUGAAAAGGCUCUGUUCAUGUGAAGUAUUUACUUUUGUACUCCAGACAGGGAGACCGACUGUUAGCACUUAUUCUCUGGAACUGUUUUGGGCAUGGGUCCAUGUGCAUGGUCGGUCAAAAAUAAGACUUCCAGGAAUUUCCUGAACCCCUGCUCUGAUCUGGGUGAUUUUUGGAUUUGUUGUUCACCCAGAUCAGGGCUAUCAGUGGAUGUAAUUUAUGGGCAUAUGUUAUGUUUUGGGGUACUUAUGAGACUUUAUAAAAUUAGGUUGUUUUUUUUCUGCCUGGAGAUAGUUACAUAAUGUACUUUACUCAAUUAUCUCCCAUGCAGAGGGGAGGGAUUGUGUGCUGUGUGUGGGAGUUUUGUACAUUUAAUUACUGUUCUGAUUAGUUUGUAAGCUUUGUGUCCCUGUCCCCCACAAGGUCCAUGUGGUCGUAUACCUUGCUUGGGGACUUGCAUUAAAGGCCAGCUGUGGCUUCCAUUAAACACACUUGUUUUACCCUUCAUGAAGUCUAGACUCAUGUUUGGGGGAUUGGAGAACUACAUUCACUCUGGGGAUUUAUAAUCACUAUACUCCCCUGAGUAUAAUCACUAAGCUCUUGUAAGAGCUGUUUUAUAUUAUCCUGUAUUUGUGGGAGGGGUUACCUGGCUUAAAUAACCAGCCAGGCCAUAACUUCAGAGCUGUCUUCGCUCGAUUGCACUGUCUUGGAGGAUCCCUCACUUCUGGUUCUGGUCAGACCUGUACUGCAGCGGCCGGUGCUGCACGAGUCCUCCGACCUCCCGGUCCUUUUCGUGCUCUCCCCAGCAAGCAGGGUAAAGCAGUUUCACACUCCCUAUAGGCUACAGCAUCACUGUGGCAGGCGCAGCACAGCUUCCCGGACCUCACGGUCCCCUAGGGAACUCUCAGAGGACGCUACCAAGGGUCUCCCCCUCCACCUGGAACGGUUCCAGAGGCUCGUUAAGCCUGUCAAGGUAACUGCCCUCGCGGCCACUUAGAGCUACCCCAUAGGCGGAUGAUUGCUGCUCAGUUCACUGCUACUUUAGCUUGACUGGGCUCUCACAAUAAGCUUAGCCAUCCUUCUUAAAGCAACCACACGUUGGCACUAAAUUCCUCAUAUUUCAAGCAUCACUAAACACAUAUUUCAUUGUUACAAUCUUGUACCGUUGUCAUUGUUCAGUUUCAGUCACUAUAUACAUGCUGCAGGUAGCUAUUUGUGCUCUGCUGAAGGCUGGAUAAUUCCUUUUGAGUUGUUUUCCUUCUCCCUAUUAACACCUUUGUUUGAUUAUACUGCAGAAGCUUACUUACUUGACCUCAUUCCGGGUCAGGUGCAUUACACACAAAUUCUAUGCACCUGCUAUAACUUUACGUCAAUUUGCGUUAAAACUGCGGUUACUCAAGUUUAUAACUCUAAUAGUCAUAGUGUUGUAUAAAAAAUGGGGUCUGACUGCUAGGCUUCGUUUGUGGUUUACGUAUAUGUAUAAAAAACCUCUGUUAGUUGUUGGAUAUGCCGGUAGUAGCUCACAUUUGGCUCACAUUUUUUUUUCAGAUACUUCAACCCUCCCCCUGAUCUAUUACGGUCGCUCUCACACUACUUGUUUCUACCCGGUAUUCAUGGAAGUUGUGUUCAUGGUUAUGUUUUCUUUCUCAGCUACUUCCAGGAAGGCAGAGUUGUAUCGUCUAUUGUCAGCUCAGCCAGGCACCCCAGGACAGAGUUCCUGCGCACACGGGAACAUUGCAGAAAUUCAUUACAUGAUCUUGUCCUUGGUGACGUCCAUGCAUUUGGUCAACCAGAGACUUGAGAAAUUGGGAAACCUGCACUGCGGGGCCCAUCCUACUGCUUGCUUCCCACCCAGGGUCGGAGGGUAACGUCACUCUAACUAUUCUGCCCACAGCCACCUCCACACACAUUAUUACUCCCUACACCUGGUGCUGACUGCUCUGCAUAAAGACAUUCUAGAUGGGAAAGACGUUAACCUAGUGUCUCUGCUUAUCGCUUCCCAAGACAUAGUUGAGAACAAAGCUUUCUGCUAUGGUGACAUUUCGGUCGUUCUCAAAGCCAGAUAUCCAUGGUUAACCAAACUUUCCAUCCCGGAGUUUGUAUUGGCUUUCAGUCUUUUUAGGGGUGUAAUUUAAAUACGGUGAUCAUGCAUUCUAUGAUUAGCAUAGAUCUUUUUCAGCUAGAGCGGCGGCAGCACUGGCCCAGUUCAACCUUCGUUUGGACUGGAGCCAGUUAGAUACCAAACUAUUCUGUUGCCACUUUCCUCGGCUAAGACCUCAGUCUUGCUCCAUUUGUGCUUCAAUUUCACACUCCACCAAUCUGUGUCCCAGUGAAGCUGACUCUCCUACCACUAACCAGGUCUCAUCUGGUAGCUUCAAACCCAAACAAUGAGGUCUGAAAGAUAAAUUGGGCUGACUUAUUGUGUUCCUCGUUAAGGCACAGAUAUGUAAUAAUUACAACACUGGCAGUUGCGUCUUCAGCGCUUGCCGUCUGUUGCAUGUCUGUUCCUUGUGUUUCUGAGCUCACUCUAGGUCCAUGUGCCCAAAUAGGUUGUUCCCCAAAAAAUGGCGCACGUAGAUUAAUAUUGACAACCUGGCUUUCCACCUAAUAAAAACACACCUCACCUAAUUUGGUGGAGUACCUGAUCACGGGGCUUUCACAUCGGUAUAAUCACGCUGCCCCCAGGAUCACUGGAAUGUCACAACCUGCAAUCAGCACUUUUUGAACCCAACACCAUAGAUCAGCUCUUGCAACAGGAAAUCACACAGGGUUUCUUGCUAGGUCCAUUUUCCAAUCCCCUGUUUGAAAACUGACGCGUCAAUCCAAUUGGCAUUGCUGCUAGCAGAUUAACCGGUAAAAAUAGAUUGAUCAUUGACCUCUCCGCUCCACGUUCUUCUGUCAUUCCCAGCAUUAACGCUCUAAUUCCUUCACUUGAAUUUUCUCUCCAUUACACUUGAGUAGAUAACGCCAUUCUGCGGAUGGGCAGGGCAGCAUGGCUUAGUAAGAAGGACAUGAAAUAUGUGUUCAAACUACUUCCCAUAGUUCCAUCACUAUGGCAUCUACAUGGAGUGAAAUUGAGAGGUUAUUACUACUUUGCUACCAGGUUGACCUUUGGGGCCAAAAGCAGCCCGAUGCUCUUUGACAAUCUCGUUUUUAUUAGAAUUUAAGGUAAUGAAUACAGAACAGAACACAACACAAAAAGUAAAUCCCCGGCACUCAAUUACGUGAUGGUUGCGUUUUGCGGUUGCUUCGGUACCCGAGUGCUGCGUCCCCCUUCCACCUCUGCUAGAACUCCCCCUCCUGCUCACCAUCUAGCCACCUUCCACCCCAUCCCCCUUACCCCCUCAACCGGCUUCUAUACGGUGAUAUGUAAUACCAGAUCCAGUAUAUGAGCGUUUGUUUGCUGCCCAUCACACCCCCUGCUCGUUUCGCUAUGGCUAGUGUUUCUAAGGCUCUUUGCCUUAUGCGUCCCUACCCUAGGCGUCAGGGCCUGUGUAGCAUGCCCUUCCUGUUAAUUGGUUAAUGUGGACAUUAUGCCGGGUGCCCCCACGACCACAGCAGGUGAGUUUUUUAUGGAGUGGUCUCCUGCCACCACAUGGCGGGAGUCCCCCAGAGUUUGUCUCCCUCUCCGAUCCCUCCAGUGUAUUCGUGGGACCUAGGACUGGGUCGUAUCCAUAACAGCUCGUUGUCCCCUACUCCUCGCCCCGCUGUCUAUUUUACCCCAAACUUGCGCAGUAUCGUCCCCCCCCCGUCCCUAGGCCCCAGAGCUCUAGUACCUCACUACCAAGCUUCUUGCAGUGUACAGCUUAGGUCUCCCCUGCCCCCUCUCCCUUCCUCCCCUCUCUCAUCCCCUCUCCCCGAACAGUGCCUCUGCACUCCGUCCAGUGUCGGGAGUGUUAACUAUCCGCCCGUCCCUGGUUAACAUUGCUCUUGUGCUAGGCUUGUGCCCAGUGUGUCCCUGUCCCGGUCCCCCCGUUCCCACUACUCGUAUCAGGUCGGGCGGGCCUGGAACAUGGGGAGGUCGUAGCCGGUUCCCUCAGGUCAUCUCCACCCCCCCCCCAUGGGUCAGCAAGGCCGGCGGCACCUCCGUCUCCCCCUUCCCCCUGCGCGCCCCCCCGCCUUGCCCUCCUGGCCAUGUAAUCCACCCACGGGAACCAGGUCGUUGCACAUUUGUCUGUGCGUCCCUGCAGGGAGGCCGUCAUCAUCUCGAGGUUAUAUAUAUCUUCCACCCUAUCCACCCAUUGUUGAAAGGUGGGGACUGUGCGACUUUUCCAGUGAAUUGGUAUUAGGGUUUUCGCGGCCGUUAGCAAGUGUAUGGUCAGGCCCUUUUUAUAACUCUGCAGCGGCGUUUGCGUGUGAUUAAGCAACAUCUGCAGCGGCUGCAGGGGGAGGUCUGCGUCCGAGAUGUCCCUAAUUGCUUCGUGUAUCUGCUGCCAGUAUGGUUCUAUUAGCGAACACGACCACCAUACAUGAAGCCUCGUGCCCGGUUCCAAGCCGCACCUCCAGCACUCCCCGGGGAUUGACUCGUGAACAUGACGUAAUGUAUCUGGGGUUCUGUGCCAGCCAGUUAAAACUUUGUAGUUACAUUCCUGAUAUUUGGAGCAUAUGCUCCCUUUGUGUGUCAGCAGAAAGAUUUUGUCCCAUUCGCGGUCUGUGAGAAUCGUACCAGUCUCCUGCUCCCAGCGCUUAGUGAAUCCCAAGGGGGUCCCGCUCCCCUGCUGCUGGAGCAUUGCAUAUAACGUGGACACUCCGUGCGUGAGGUGUUGCCUGUCCACACAUGCCCGUUCCAGCGGUAGCAGUGUUCUGUGGAUCUUGCCUUUCCCCAGUAGGGAGAGGUAAUACCUGUGCAAUUGAUGGUAGCGGAAUUCAUCCAAUCCGGUCGGGGUGCGUUCUGGGAUCAGAUCCUGUAGUGGCUUGAGGGUUACAUCAUUACACCAUUGCCGCAGGUAGGUCCAUUCCGUCGCCGCGUAGUUCUUGAGGUCUGCCAACUUAAGUCCUCCCGCUAGCCGCGGGUUGUUAGUUAUAGGAAUCAGCGGGUUUGGCAUCGUGGUCAAUUGUUUCGCGUAUCUGAUCCUACACCACACUCGCAGUGUGGAGUCAAUCAUCGGAUUUCCCGUGUGAAUGUCACCCAGAGCAGUGCCGUCCAACCACAGCAGGGAAGGAAUCCGUCCUUGCGCUUCUUGCCUCUCCAUGUCAACCCACUGCUUGGUGGUCGGGUGCUUGCCAAUCUACCAGACGGCAUAGAUGAGUCGCCUGGUAGUAGGUGAUCACUGAUGGGAGACCCGUGCCCCCCGCAUGUUUUGGUCGCUCCAGGACUGACCUGCCAACACGUGCCGCUCCCUGGUUCCAAACAAAUUUCCGUAUGGUGGUUAAGGAUUGAAAGAACGACUGCGGGAUAUACGUCGGCAGCGUCUCGAACAAGUAAAGGAUUCUUGGCAUCACAUUCAUCUUUAUGGCGUUGAUCCGCCCAGGAGAUGUACUGGGAAGUCCAUUUUUUCAUAUCCCCCUGUAGAAUCGUGAGUAGAGGUGUAAAGUUGAAUGAGUAUACGUCUUUUAAGUCGUUUGGCAGCCAUAUUCCCAGAUAUUUGAGCUUCGACUGACACACCCGUAAUGGGAAGUGCUCGCGAAGGUGCCUCAGCGUGGUGUCUCCUGAGGCCAACGGCAUAGCCUCAGACUUGUCUAGGUUGAGCGAGAGGUUUGAGACCACGGCAUAUUCCCUGAACGCUUUCAACAGGUUAGGUAUUGAGAUCCGAGGUUGCUCCAAAAAAAAUAGCAUGUCGUCCGCGUAGGCCGCCACUCUAUGUUCACUCCGACCCAUGCGGAGCCCCGUGAUACCCCCAUCCCGUCUGACCGCCUCCAGAAAUGGUUCUAGAGUGAGGGCAACCAGGAGGGGGGACAACGGGCAUCCUUGCCUCGUACCGUUGCAGACCGUGACUGGUUCAGAGAGUGCGCCAUUACCCUGAUUCGCGCCGACGGCCUCGCGUAUAAUGCCGCCACCCAAGUGCGGAGGUGCUGCCCAAAUCCCAUAUGCCUCAUUGACUCCAAGAGGAACAUCCAGUCCACGCAGUCGAACGCCUUUUCGGCGUCUGUAGACAAGAGCACCAGCUCACGCCUGUUGGCCUUCGCCACGUGUAUUAUCCUGGGCUUCCCUCCCCGGAAUAAAUCCGACCUGGUCGGGGUGUAUGAGGUCAGGCGCCACCCGAGCCACCCUCAACGCCAGAGCCUUGGCGAAUACCUUCAGGUCCGCGUUUAAUAGCGAAAUAGGCCUGUAGCUCGCGCAGCUCGUGGGGUCCUUGCCCUCCUUUGGGAUGAGUGCUACCGUAGCCCUUAGUGUAUCUGCCUGGAACUGGCCUCCCGUGCGCAACGAAUUUCACCCCUCCAGGAGCCUCGGUAGUAGGACCUCCUUAAACUCGCGGAGGUAUCCCACCGGCAGGCCAUCCGGGGCCCUAUUGGGCUGUGCUGCUUUCAGCGCUCCCGCCAGCUCCUCCAGUGUCAGGGGUUGAUCGAGCUCAGCUUCCUGCUCCGGGGUUAUCCUGCGGGCAACGUGUCUGCCCAGGUAGGUAGCGACCCGCACCUCAUGCGGUCUUCUCUGGGAGUCGGAUCGGGUGCCAGCUAGAUCGUACAAGGCCUCGUAAUAUUUUUGAAAUGCUCACAGAAUGCCGUCCGGGAGGUGUGUGACUGUUUGCCCCUGCGUGCGAAUCUUGUGUAUAUGUUGUGCCCUCCUCUUAUCCUGUAGCAUUUUUGCGAGCAGUCUGCCGCACUUGUUGGAAUGCUCGUAAAAGAACCUUGCCGCCUUAAGCGCAGUAUGGAGCAGGCCCUGGGUUAAUAUGGUGCGGAGCUCUCGUCGUGUCUCCGUCAAGAUGCAGUAGGUCUCGUUAUCUAACGUGCGCUUGUGAGCCUGUUCCAGCUCUGCCACCCGUCCCGCCAGCCGAACCAAACGAGCUGUGCGUUCCUUUUUACGUUUUGUGCUGAUCGCUAUGAGGCGUCCCCGGAUGACACACUUGUGUGCCUCCCAGAGCGUCAAUGGAGCUAUCUCAGGCAAGCUACUAAUGGUAGAGUAGUCCGUCAGGGCUUGCGACACCUCUGCCACCAGGAGAGGAUCGUCCAAGAGGGUCUCAUUUAACCUCCAUUGCCUUUCCGUGGGUUUGAAUAGGGGGGCACUCGUAUGUACUAUCAUUGGCGCGUGGUCCGACUGUUCCAUGCUCCCUAUCUCCGACUCUUGCGCAAGGAAUACGUAAUCUAUGCGGCUAUAGUGAGCAUGGACCGCCGAGUAGUAAGUGUAAUCCCUAUCCUCCGGAUGGUUCGCCCUCCAGCAGUCCACCAAGCCCAAUUUGUGUAGUUAGCGCAGCGUUGCCCGCAGGCAGUGUGUGGGGAUCGCGCUGACACCUCAGGACGUGUCCCUAUGAGGGUCCAAUGGAAGGUUUGUCUCCUGCCACCACCAGCAGCCCCUCUCGAAAUCUCCCCAACUUGGCUAACGUCUGCCCAAUGAACGUAUGUUGCCGUCUGUUGGGGCAAUAUAAGCACGCAAAGGUGUAUGUGAAAUCCGCUAUAGUAUCUUUGAGGAAUAGGUAUCGCCCUUGGGGGUCCGCUUGCAUCCCCGUGCAGUGAAACUGUGUCGUGCUCGCGAACAAUAUCGCUACUCCCGCUUUUUUGGCCUCCGGGUGUCUCCCAGCUUCGGGGCAUCCCCUUGACGAAAAUGCGUCUCCUGCAGGAACACCACGGGCUUCUCCGGGAUGUUUAGGCCUCUAACGUUGAGGGACCAGUAGGUUAGUCGGGCUGGGGUGAAUCCCGCGCUGGCCCGCCGCGCCCCGGUGCGACCCACAGGGAGGAAACAAAAAAAGGGGGUGGGGGGGGAAGGAAGGGGGAAAUUACUUAUUGAGGAUGUGACAGUGACCCUGUACCGGAUCUCGUCGGUCAGUUGUGGAACGUCCCCUCCGUCCCCAAAUGCCCCGGUAUUAUGUACAGAAUGAGUCUGUCACAGUGGGGUUCUACCGUGUCUCCGUAUAUAUGGAGCUGUCUCAGUCGUCUAUAUCGUGUCUACCCUCUCCUCCCGUGGCUCCCAACCUGCCAGUAUCGCAAUACUCCUGCGUUUGCCCUGGGGGCAACCCGCCGUCACGUGGGCAGCAGCCCUGCUCUCUAGGGACCUAUGGACACCCCCGGUCAGCAGGGAUCAGCCCAGUUGCACGACCGUCCAUCUCCGGGUUACCUACUCCUCCCGCCUCGACCCUCUGGAGCCUCCGUAGCUAACAGUGCUCGCCUCCACCCCCCCACGACCCCCACCUCUGGAACCAGCCGCAGGGGGGCGAGCCGGUAAUACAGGUGCCUUACCCCUAGCCAUCCUCCAGCCACCCCAGGCCAGGUCCCACCUGUCUACCCCUGCCGUCCCCUCCAGCUGACGCCCAAGCUGGGCUUAUUCCUUAUAAGUACCUCCCUAACCGCAGGGACUCCGGCGCAACUCAUCAGGCGCUUUAGCAACCCUAUCUCCACCCGCCCACCUACCGUGUGCCAGGUUGAGGCCUGACCUCGGCCGGCGGGCCUCCACUCUCCCCCCGCUCUCUGAGCCCGCCAGGCCUGCUGUGACCGCUCUCAACCCCCCUUUACCUCCGUGUGUCCUCCGUCCACUGGCUCUAAAGGUGUACCCAUUGAGGGUUAAAAAAACAGAACAAGUCUGCAGCACUCGAACUAUGUACACCCAACCUCCGCGUCCCACAGCUCCCCUCCUUCUGCUCCUAGUGCGCCAUGUGAAUGGUGAGGCAUCCCCCCAUACCCCUGGGCGUACAGUGACUGCACAUACCCCCGGGGACCCCCCAGAUCAGGUCCAGCAGUCUCUCCCCGAGUCCCAUCGGGCGCCAAUGUUCAGCUCGCGGCCCGUUCCUCCCACCUCACCUCUCUUUUUCCCACGUCCAGCCCCCCUCUAGUGAGCCACCAUCGCUCCCAUAGGCCUACCUCAAGCCCCCCAUACCCCCCACCCAACCUGCUGGAGCCCCGUGGGUACCUGCCCUCUAAAUUGCCGUCCACCAUGCCGUGUCUCUGGUCGGUUCCGUUUCGGGAGGGACCCGGGGAGCCCGUGUCCCAGCCGGUCAGGACAGUGUUCCGUCGGCUACUCCUCCGGUCCUGCUGGGCCUCCUCUGCAUUGCUGCGGUCCGGGCGUCAGGCGGAGAUUAUUGGCCACUUCCGCCGGUCCUGUUGCCCUCGCCGGGGGUCCCUCGAGAAUCCAGUUUGGGAUCCGCACCUCCGGUAAGCCAGCAGCCACUAGAAAGCGCGGCACUUCAUUCGGCCAUCGGAUGCUGUGCCACGUGGUUCCGAUCCGCGCCUGCAGACUAAAAGGGAACCCCCACCGGUAGGGAAUCCUCCGCUCCUGUAGCAAGCGGGUAAGAGGUCUCAGAGCUCUCCGGGUGUCUAAAGUGAUCGGUGAGAGGUCUUGGUACAGCGAGACUGUAGCGUCCAUGUAUAGGAUCCGUGGCUGCGCCCUGGCUGCCUGCAUGAUGGCCUCCUUAAGCUGGAAAGAGGCCAGAGCGCAGACCACGUCCCGUGGUAGGCCAUCUCUCCUGGGUGCUCUCAAGGCCCUGUGGGCUCUUUCUAUACCAAAAUCGGCCGGGGCAUUCUCCCUCAACAGCUGCGCAAAGAGGCCGGUAAGCAGCUCCUGCGGCACCUCUCCCUCUGCUUCCGGCAGGCCCCGUAUUCUAAUAUUAUGUCGCCGUCCCCGAUUGUCUAACAGGAUAUUCCCCUGCCGGGUAGUAGCCAAGUCUGUGGCCUGUUGACGCUGAUCAGCUUGCAGACGGUCGGCCUCAAGCCCAUCCACACGCUGCUCUAGGGCAUUAAGGUCAGUCCGCAGCACCGCCACCUCUUCCCUGAUGAUGGCGCGCAACUCGGACACCAUGUCUGCCUUGUCAGCGCGCGUUAACAUGCUGGCUGAGAUCCGGGCUACAUCUGCCGCUAGUUGGGUCAGGGUACCCGCCGUCGGCGAGCCUUUACCAGAGGUAGCCGCGCUCGAUCCGGGAGAUGUGGGCCCGGCGUGUCUGAGUCCCCGCCGUCGCGGAGGCCUCGUGGCGUCGCCAAAAACCCGUCCAUCGAGCCAGGUGGGUAUCGGGUCACCAUCGGGCCGGGGUGGUCCUGGGAUGUUGCUCGUUUAGUCUUCCCCAUUUUUUAAAGAAAUAUCGCUGGUUUCCAGGCUGUAACACAAGGCUUGACAGGUUGGGGCCUAGGAGCCCUGGUGGAGUGCGACUUACUCCAUUAACAGUCAGGCCACGCCCCCCGAUGCUCUUUGAUGUCUUUGCGGACACCCUAUGUUGGCUCCUCAAUAUUGUCAAAUGUCUGGUUGUGAUCCAUUACCCGGAUGACUUAUUGACAAUUGAGGACGGGUCAAUUAGAGGCUAGCCUCCCUGCGGACAAGUUCCUGAGAAUCAGAAAUGACGUGCAUGAAUUAAUGAGGAUCAGAGCUUGUUCACGAAAAGACUUACAAUCUUUAUAGGGCAGUCUUAACUUUGCCAUGCGAAUUAUCCCUCAGGGUCGAUAAUUUAAUUUAUUCAGGCUGUUGUGCUUCCUACCUGGUGCCCCGGAUAACCACAGCAUGUAUACCCUGGAUUUAAACUCCCGAGCCAAUUUAAUCAUGUGGCAACAUUUCCUAGACAAUUGGAAUGGCAGCUCUAUGUUUGUUCCCCCAAUGUCCGAUAAAUCACCGGUCAUUUGGACACAAAUACUUAACUCUUUUUCCCAAACUACAAACCCUUCAUGUCCACUUAUCCUAUAAAAAAUUAUACUUAAGGAUGUUCAGCGGGUAGGCAUCGUGUACGCACCUAAACGACAACCUGUUGACAGCCCCAGGUUUAGAGCCCUAUCCGACAUGCUAGACAGCAAACCAUUUUACUCACAAGUUAUUAAAGCAGCCUUUUAUGGUUUCUUAUGCCCCCUCGAAUUUACAAUAGGCUCCUCAGUGGAGGCACCACUAUGUUUGAAAUUCAGAGAUCUCAUUAAAACGGGAGAUCAUCAGAAGAUUAUCAUCAAACACAGAAAAAGCAACCAAACUGGUACGGCAGUAGAAAUUCCAUUUUACCCCACGGGAAACAAAUGGUGCCCGGUAUCAAUUCUAAACGAAUAUAAUCAGACUUUCACAGCUUAUUCAUGCAAUACACCAUUACUAUCCUUACACGAGCAACCCCUAACUACAACCAAAUUCAUGCUGUACGGUAGGACCCUAUUCCUGAAAUUAGGUUUUGACCCUACAACAUUUUCAGGACUUUCGUUUAGGAUAGGAGCGGCUUCAGCUGCAUCAAGCAAGAAUGUACCUGUUCACAUAAUCAAAAAACUAGAAAGAUGGAAAUCCUCUGUAUAUGUUGGAUAUAUCCCACAACCAGAAUUAGAAGUAAGGCAAGCAUUUAAAAGUUUGGUAUCAUAAUAUGUUGUAUAAAUGCAAUUAAGUGUGUAUUCAUUGAAACCUUUUGCCCUCUUUAUUUAUACAGGCUUAUCCGAACGUCGGUUUUGGCACGACACAACAGAGUAAUUUAAAAAAAGAGUCCUUGACUACAAAUAUAUAUUUACUAUUUCACCGUGCCGUGGUGCAAACCCAAGUUGAUAUUUGUAGAAUAGACAAAAUGGUGUACUUGUAGGACUUUUUUCAAUAACUGUGUUUAAUUCAGUUGCAUAUCAAGAUCUUGAGAAAGACCUGAAUAGGUCAUAAUGUCGAUCUAGGACGACACAUAUAUGAUAUGUAACUGAUAUAAACCUAUUAAAAAGAAAAAUAGGACCUACAAGUGCACCCCUAUCUAUCCACACCAGUUUUAAAUUUUCAGUGCCCCUCCCGAGAUUGGGUUCUGGAUCCGCCCCUAUCUGUGACCUAGUAAGAGUGGAGGAAUGUAAAGCCGGGUCCAUAAUGUGAUAUGGGUCCCCACAGAUUAGAGUGAUGCCUUUUUGAACAUGAUUAAGCUUAGCCAGGGUGUGUUGUAAGAAACUCAGUGGACCUGAGGUGGAUAAAAAUAUACCUCGCAAUUUGGUAAGGUGGGUUGCAUGGUGUUGAAUCGGAUAGUGAUUUAAGCCAAAUGAGGGCAGUUUCACUUUCACAAAGCGUGUCGCUUGGAAAAAUAGUAUGUCGACCUGGUCAUAUCUAAGUAACAGUGGUCUUUUUUGAGGUAUGUUAAGACCUCUUGCGUUAUGAGAACUUUCAUAAAGUGGGGUGUAAAGAUCCGCUAAGGAACCAAUGCUAAUAACUAUAGUGGCGUGGGCAUAUACUUCAGUAACAGGCAGCGUUGUGUUGGAGCUAAAGAACAUGCAUAUUCAUAACCUGUAUUGCUACCGAAGAAGCUGGGGGCUGUUUUCUUGAGGCAUGAAAGCUUAGGUACGGUUGACAGUCUGUGUUAUCGGGGGUCAUCGGCAGCAGCUGUAAGAGGCUAAAGGACCCUGGUUUGGUACAAUAGUUAGUAAACUGCUUGGUUGGGUGGUAGGUGUGAGGAACCUCCCACUGGCACCAUAUAAAAUAUCAGGACCAGCCAGGAACCUCCGUUCAGUUGCGGGUAUUUGAUAGGGGGGGUGAUUGAAAAGUUGACAAAAGUAAAAACACAGAAAAAAAGAUAUAUACUUGAUUAUCCUGAAAUAUGGGUAUAGUGUGGGUUUUCUAUAGGGAACAUGGAAUAUGGUCAAGAACAAACUGGGUUAGAGGGGGUUGGCCAGAAACAUUUAAACAAUACAUUCACACAAGACAUUCAUGUCCGCCAUGGAGUUGUGUGCUUCGGGGUAUUUGCCCAUUUUCUCCUACAUAUGAGCCAAGGUCUUGAAUGUUCCUACACAAUGCCUCCUCCAGGCCCGUCAGUGCUUUUUGGAUCUCCGCGCCGGCCGUAAGUUUUGCCAAUUUUUCUUGUUAAAAAUUUAUCUUUUCAGCUCUUUUGUUGGUGCUUCGAUUUUUGCUUUGGGACAUUUGUUAUAGUCGAUAUUCCCGUGUCUCUGAACUCUUACUGUAGCAUCUGACCUCUGGACACACCCCUUGGUUUUUUUUGGGGGGUGUCCUUUUUUUUUUCUUCUACUUUAGAUACUGAAUACUGUUUAAGUUGUACCUGUAUACAUUCCACUGUGGAUUCUUUGGUAUAUAUUUAAAUAUCUGGCUCACUGUGUAGUUUUGACCACAGUACACAAGGGGUUUUUGUUUAUGCUGUCAAGCUGAUAUUUCUGAAGUCUCACGUGUACAACAGUACCUUACAUCUACAGGUUUUAUGGUGUUCUGGAAAGUUUCAGGGUUAAAUACAGGGCUUGUAAAUUAAAUUAGUAAUAAUUAUGGAAAUAUAGUAGAUAAAUAUACAUUGCAAAAAAAAAUAAUUAAAAAAAAAUAAAAUAUAUAUAUAUAUAUAUAUAUAUAUAUAUAUAUAUAUAUAUAUAUAUUACACACACAUACAUACAUACACACAAGUCUGUCGUGAUCACAUGCUCUGGAGGGCCUGAAAGGAAGUAGGGGGACUGCCUGUCUCCUGAGGCAGUUCCCACAUGCCGGGAACGCCGCUGAUCAGCGGGCCAGGUAAGUAAAUGGCGGCUGGGGAGCGCAAGAUCGUUAGGACGUACUAUGCCACCCUAAUGGCGUUUAGGCUCACUAAAUGCGGGGCGGCAUAGUGCAGCGUUGAGGAGUUAAAUUGGCUUCCAUAUAUAAAUAAUUGAUGAGAAAUCAAAGCCCCAUUUCUCCUGAUUAACAUGAUAUGUAAUAAGUGUGGGUGCACUUAAUAGGAAAGGUAAAUUAUGGUUGAACAAACAUAUAGCUGAAAUUCUAGGUUUUAGUUUUGUUUUUGUCAGAACUUGUUUAGUUGCCUCUGUCCUUAAGAGGUUAAAGGGACACUAUAGGAUCAGGAGCACAAACUUUCCUCAACCUAUAGUGUUAAAACCACCAUCUAGCCCCUCUGCCCCUUUAAAUAUAGUAUUAUUUUACCUUUUACUCCAGUCUGCUGCUGCUGGCUCUGCCCCUUAUCUGCUUGCUUUGCUGCCAUCAUCAGAAGUAAUGAUCAAAGGCCAAUUACAAUGCUUUCCUAUUGGAAAACACUGGAUUGGCUGAACUUGUCAAGGAUGCAGAUCAGGGGCAGAGCCAGCCCUGGCCAAUCAGCAUAUCCUCAUAGUGACACAUUGAAUCGAUUAAUCUCUCUGAGGAAAGUUCAGUGUCUCGAUGCACAGGGCAACAGGGGCUAAAUAUCAGUCAUACUGUGCAGCACUGUCCCAGCAAGCAUCCCUAGUAGCCGUCUGAGGAGUGGCCAGUGGAGGUAUCCCUGUGCUGUAAUAUUAAACCCUGCCUUUUCAUUGGAAAAAAAAUAAGCUGUAGUUGUUCUGUGACUACAGUGUCCCUUUAAGCCCAGUUUCUACCAUACAAGAGAAUGUUCCCUUAGUAUUGUAUGUGUUUUGUUAUAGUCACAUAUAUAUUGAAAAAAAUGAAGUCUUUCUUUCAAUAGACUAUAUUUAUAGCUAAUACAGCAUUACGUGUGCAUAAAAUCAACUUGGUGUCCACAUAUUUUAAUGUUUCAAGUUAAAUCCAUCCAUCCAACUCCUAAAUGGCAGAGAAUUGAGCAGUGAUGUUGCAGAGGCAUGAUCUAUACAACAAAACUGCUUCAUUAAGCUAAAAUUGUUUUGAUGACUAUAGUGUCACUUUUAACCCCUUCCCGACCCAGGACGGUUCAGGACCGUCAUCAGCAUUUUUGCCUUGCAGACCGAUGACGGUCCUGAACCGUCCUAACGGUCUCCGUUACUUACCUGAUCGCCGUCGUUCUCCCGGCGGCGAUCAGCGUGGCUCCGGUUGUGGGGAGACUGCCUGCAGCCCAGACAGUCUCCCCACACUGAUUUAGGACCCCUGUGGCCAUGUGAUCGCUUAACACAGCGAUCACAUGGUCACAAUAGGUGUCCAUGUGUCCGCCUGCAGGGGGACUGCCUGUGCUGACAGGCAGUCUCCCUGCUAGUGUAAAAUCAAAAAAAUUCAAUAAAGUUAAUGUUAAUAAAAAAAAUAACUAUAUAGGUGUAUAUAUGAUAUAUAGACAUAUAUUAUAUCUAUAUAAUAUGUGUCUAUAUAUCAUAUAUAUAAUGCCAUACUAAGUGUAUUUUUAUAUUAAUAUGUACUUAUAUUAAUAUAAAAAUACACUUAUAAUUAAAUUACACACGUGUGUGUGUAUAUAUAUAUAUAUAUAAUUAUAUAUAUUGUGUGUAUAUAUAUAUAUAAUAAAAUAUAAAUAAUAAGUAAUUUAAAUUAAAUUUUUUUUUUUAAUAAUAAAAAAUUUAAAAAAAAUUAUAUAGCUAUAUGAAAUUUUAUUCUAACUGUAUUUUAAAAUUAAUAUAUAUAUAUAUAUUUAUAUCAAAAUACACUUAAAAUGAAUUUGUAUAUAUAUCUAUGUAUAUAAAAAUAAAUAAAAAUAAUAAGAAAUAUACAUAUGUCCAUAUACAAAAUUACAUAAAUAAUUAUAUAAAUAUACACGUAGACCUCAAAUAUAUAAAUAUGCAUAUAUAUUUAAAUUCUACGUGCGUAUUUAUGUAAUAUUUUUACAUAAUUCAGUAAUUUUAUUGAUUGCAAUUUGAGGGACCUGCCUGCCAACCCAGGCCGAAAUUCCAGAGAAUUUAAUUUGCUAGCACUGUAUUUUACCCUGUAACGUUCUACGACACCCUAAAACCUGUACAUGGGGGGUACUGUUUUACUCGGGAGACUUCGCUGAACACAAAUAUUAGUGAUUCAAAACAGUAAAACAUAUCACAGCGAUGAUAUUGUCAGUGAAAGUUACUUUUUUUGCAUUUUUCACACACAAACAGCACUUUUACUGAUGAUAUAAUUGUUGUGAUACGUUUUCCAGUUUUUAAACACUAAUAUUUGUGUUCAGCGAUGUCUCCCGAGUAAAACAGUACCCCCCAUGUACAGGUUUUAUAGCAUUUUUGAAAGUUACAAGGUCAAAUAUAUGGGUCAAAUAUUUUUACAUUGAAAAUGGCCAGGUUGGUUACGUUGCCUUUGAGAGCGUAUGGUAGCCCAGGAAUGAGAAUUACCCCCAUGAUGGCAUACCAUUUGCAAAAGAAGACAACCCAAGGUAUUGCAAAUGGGGUAUGUCCAGUCUUUUUUAGUAACCACUUGGUCACAAACACUGGCCAAAAUUAGCGUUCAAUUUAGUUUUUUUACUUUUUUCACACACAAAUAUGAAUGCUUACUUUGGCCAGUGUUUUCAACUAAAAACUAAGACUGGACAUACCCCAUUUGAAUACCCUGGGUUGUCUACUUUAAAAAAAAUAUGUACAUGUGGGGUGUUAUUCAGAGAUUUAUGACAGAUAAUAGUGUUACAAUGUCACUAUUGAUAAAUUUUAAAAAUGUAUGUUUUGAAACCGCAAUAUCCUACUUGUACCUAUAGCCCUAUAACAUGCAAAAAAAAGCAAAAAAGCACGUAAACACUAGGUAUUUUUAAACUCAGGACAAAAUUUUGAAUCUAUUUAGCAGUUUUUUUCAUUCGCUUUUGUAGAUGAGUAAAAGAUUUUUCAAGUAAAAGUCAAAAAAACAUGUAUUUUUUUCAAUUUUUCAUCAUAUUUUUUAUUUUUUUUAAAUUAAAAUACAUGAGAUUAUAUAAAUAAUGGUAUGUAAAGAAAGCCCCUUUUGUCCUGAAAAAAACAAUAUAUAAUUUGUAUGGGAACAGUAAAUGAGAAAGCGGAAAAUUACAGCCAAACACAAACACCACAAAAGUGUAAAAAUAUGCCUGGUCGCAAAUGUACAACAUCGCAAAAACAGUCCAGUCCUUAAGGGGUUAAAAACAUUUUUUUUAAAUUCUUUUUUCAUACGAUAGGUGUAGCGGACUCAAGUCAACAUUUGGGCUUGCGCAGAAGCCAGUAUUUGAGAGGUCAUUCAUAACAAUACAAUAUAUAACUUUAGUUUACAUGACAUUCCUCUUUGUGAUCACUUUGUGCCCUGCCUCCCAUCGAGGAUUUUUUGUUUAAACCAGGCAGUUUAGCUUUGUAAGGAUCCCUAGCUCUACAAAGGCCAGUUUCGUCUUUAGGUAUCCUCGUUUCAUCGACAGUGUAAUCAUGCCUGGGUGAGUUAGAAAUAAAAGUGAAGAAAAAAAUGGAAAAGAGAGAGAAAAGAGAACGGUGCUCCCGUAAACCUAGGGAUGGAAUGAGAAGAAGCGAGCUCAGAAAGAAAGAGUAAAGUCGAAGGAGGUGGGAUAAAAUAGGGAGCUAGAAGAGUGCAAGUGCAAGAGUGCAUAUGUGCAAGUUUUUACAUUCUGUUUUGUGGUGUUUUGUAUUUUAACUUCUUUUUGAAUUUCCAUCAUUCCAGAUGAAACAAAGCAAUAUUUGAAACCAUCCAAUGAAGAAUGCAUUUACCCAGGAAUAACUACAUUAAGAAACAGGUAUGUAAAUGGUAAUUUAAAAAAAUGCAAUAUUUGAAGCAUUUAAAGUGGCUCUUUCACCUCAAACUUGCCAUUCUCCUAUUGUUUCCUCCUUUAUGGAUGCCUUACCCUUGGAGGCUACACCAGAAAAAUGUUGGCCAUGACAGUCUGUGUCUGUCAAUUGGAAGCAGCUUUGGAAGCUUCUCUUUUGAAUUGUAUGUUAAGCUCUGACCUUGUGAGAUCAGCGAUCCUCCCCCAUUUUAUGUUUUUUAUGCUUUUUAUGCUGAAGUGGUAUAUGCAAACCUGACUCUAUAGUGUUAAAACCACCAUUUAGGUGGCUUGCCUCCAUUAGCCUCCUUAAAGAGUAAUAAAAGUUACCUUAUUUUCAGCGCCGCGUGGGUCCGUCGGCACCGGCCCUGCCCCCUGUCUGACUCCUUGCUGACAUCAUCAGAAUUUAUGAAUUUUAGUCAGUCUAAUGCUUUCUCUGAAAAGGCAGUGUUUGCAUGAAAACGUCUGCCUCGAAUGAUUAAACUGUCGUUGUUCUGGUGACUAUAGUGUUCCUUUAAUAUUGCAGAAGUGUUGUGCAAUCCAUAUAAUGACACAGUUUUAUUCACUACAAGCCAAGACGCAUGCCACCUACACCUCUACCACAGGUUUUACUCUAGUUCAAGUGAAGUGUGUACCCCAAAUGCCACAUAACCUAACAUAACUUGGCAAAUUCACUGGGUAUCUUUUAGCCCAGCUCAGAUUUUGGACCGAUAACUUGUUUACAACAGCCACCAAAGCAAAAUAUAGAUUCAGCUGUGUAGCUUCCUGCAACCCUUAGGAGUUAAAAGAACGCUUUGACUUGUUACCUGGGGUGUGAUAAGUACCUGUGCAGGACUUGGCUCAUGAGCUGAGAGCAGUCAGGUGACCAGUGGUGACUUUAGGAACAAUAGAUAUCACAAUUGGUGAUAAAAACAUAUCUUUUUCCCUGCAUCUUGCGCUUUAAUCACUGCUCUGCCUCCCAUGUCUGGAGUCACAAGUCAAGAUGGGCGGAGAGAGAUCAGGUGAGGACAGGUAGAUUUGUGUGCCAUCAGCAUAUUAAUGAUAAUGGAAGCCAAAUGAGCUGAUGAGUUUAGGAAGGGAGGCAGUAUAGAUAGAGAACAGUAGGGGAGCAAGGACAGAACCUUGGAGAUCGGAGACAGAGAAGGGUUGGGGAGAAGAGGCAGAGCCAGAGAAAAAAACCACUGAAAAAGCGCUGGGAGAGGUAGGAGGAGCACCAGAAGAGAGCAGUAUCUUGUAGACCGAGAUUAUGGAGAAUGAGAAGAAGCUGUUGAUCAACAGUGUCAAAGGCAGCAGAAAGAUCAUGGAGAAUUAGGAUAGAGUAAUGGCCGCGAGAUUUAGCAGCGACUAAAUCGUUGUAUACUUUGGUCACAGCUGUUUCAACAGAGUGGCGAGCACGGAAUCCAGACUGAAGUGGGUCAAGCAGAGAGUUGGAUUCGAGGAAGUCUGUCAAUCUCGCGUACACAAUUCUCUCAGGGAUCUUGAAGGCAAACUGCAAUAGCAAUAUAGGGCGGUAGUUGGAUGGGGAGUUUGGGUCGUGGUUGGGCUUUUUAGAGUUGGAGUUAUGGAUGCAUGCUUGAAGGGUGAAGGAAAUGUGCCGGAGGAAACGGAGAGAUUGAAAACUUUAGUGAGAGGAAGAGCAAGAGAAGGAGACAAAGUGCGGAUAAGAUAUGAGGGAAUAGGAUCGAGGGAACAGGUGGUGGGACUGGAGCAGAGUUGAAACCUCUUCUGUUGUAGUAGGUGCGAAUGAGCAUAGAACUGUGGAGUGAGUGGGGUUGGGUGAUGUAUUGGAAGGGUAGGGAGAGAGAUUAGAGAUCUCUACCCUGAUUAUAACUCACUUCACUGAGAAGAUUUCUACAAAGUCUGAGGGGGACAGGGUGGUAGGAGGAGGGGGAGCAACAGGGCAAAGGAGCAUUAAAAGUGUGAAAAGGGCAUUUGGGUUGGCGGGACAGUGUGCUUAUUAGGGUGUUGAAGUAAUUUACUUUGCAGAGGAAAGGGCAAGAGUGUAGGAGCAUAGCAUACAUUUUUUUUUACGUUAUUUUUUUUUUAUAAUUCUCUACUUUCAAAGUGCAGAGUUAAUUACACAAAGUAAUAUUGCUGAAUGAGAUGACAGAUGUUGUACAUGUUAAUGACAAGAUAUGCUGCACUUUUUUUUUUUUUUAAAGAAAAGAUAACAGGACAAUCGAUUCAAACUGACAACAAGUACUGUUAUAAAUGCAUGAAAUUCUAGUAGAUGCUUAGUUAACUGAGAUCGCAAUCUUGUUAUCAGGAAGGCCCAACCACGCACGCGUGGAAAAGUUAAAGGCAUUAGUGGAAUGUGAGCUGUUAUGGGGUUGAAAAUACAGUCCACUUAGGCUAAUUGUGGCCUUUCCUCAGUUUGACCUUGCAAUAUUUAGAAUAAACAAAAGGAAAACGAAAAACAAUAAAAAAAAAAAAAAAAUUAAACAUGAAGAGUGUAGCUUAUACAGCCUGUCGCCAAGUUCAGCCAAUGCCUUGGGGGAGGCAAUAUAGAGCCCUGAGAGUUCCAGUAUUGGGCCUGUCUUCUUGCUGGCUUGGGGGUAUGUUGUAGAUUGACCAGAGCAGGACCCGCUCAACGGGGCCCGAUGGAUCCCCCUCGCUGUCGCCAGAAACUAGUGUGAAUAUGGGUGCAGGUUCUUCAGGAAUCCUGUGUAUGACAGUGCCUGGAAGCUGGACUGGGUUUCUGUUUUCUUUCGUUGGGUGGCAGCCGCCUCUUGGUGUGGACGCUUGGGUUUGCUUGCGGGUGGGUAACGUCGCAGUCUGUGGCUCCAUUUACAGGUCUGCUUCAUCAGGCUAUGUGAGCCUUUCAGAUGAGAGCAAGAGGGCAGUGCCACAGGUGAGUACCCUUCUGGAGACUGUGUAAGAGCCUGCUGUUCUCUCAGCUCUAGCUGUCUCCAGAAGGCUGUGAAUACUGCAUCCAGCCAUGCUUGGAGGUCAAGCCCCUGUGCUGUAUCAUUAUUCCUUGUGACGGUCUCUGCCAUUUUGAGGCCAGUAAGCUUUGCCUGGGGAUGCUGCCACAGGGCUCGGUGGGGCCCUCCCGCAACAGGGGAGCGUUUGGUGCCAGUAUGUGCCCCUUGAUAUCACCUCACGGUUGGUUGCCCAUUUGUGGCAUUUAAAGGCUGUUUGUGGCUUGUGGUCAGCAAUGUAUGCCUGGAAGAGCAAGAGCAGCACUACCCUGCGUCUGCUCAGCUCAGCCGUCAGGCUCUGCCCCCCAGGAGCGCAACAUAAAUUUAUAGUGGAUAAAGUCAGAUGCAGAGUGAGAGUUUCUCCAACAGCGUUCAGCAGCUCUGGAACAUUUUUGGAGAUAUUGGGUCAGCUUGGUGUGCCAGGGUUGUAAUUGGUAAUGCUUGCUAUGUUUAAAUGUAGGAGGUGCCAUGAUGUCUAGUUGAGAUGAGAGGUUGCAGAGUUAUGGCAAGUGAGAUUUGAGAUGGGUAAAAGGAGAGUUUGGAGUUUGGUGGAGAAAUGCUGGAGAUCAAUGCUGUGGAGGUUUCUGCAAGAUUAGAGAGUUGAGGGUGGUGAGAUUUGGGUAUGGGACAUGCCGAUGUCAAAGUUCAGCACAUGGUGGUCAGAUAAUGGAACAAUGGAGAGAUUAGAGGUGGUACAGAGAUUGGUGAAGAUGAGGUCAAGAAUGUUUCCUAUGAGUUUCUGAAGUAGAUUACUGUGUGUGGCCAAAGGAGGAGGUUACAGAGACCAAUAGGUUUUUUUACAAUCUAGGCCCCUGCGUUCUGCCAAAGACCUAUGUCUAUCCUCUAUCCGUACUCUCUCAUCUGAUGCUCACCUCCAAGACUUCUCCAGGUCUGCACCUUUUCUGUGGAACUCCCUUUCCCGUUAGACUUUCACAGUCUCCACUCCUUCAAAAAAUCUUUGAAAACGCACUUCUUCAGGAAAGCAUAUCAUUUAAACUGUUAGUGGGUUUUUAUUCUCCUCCCCCAUUAAACCCUUUGUGUCAAUAUACCCCACUCUCUCUAGCAUGUAAACUCAUUGAGCGGGGCCCUCAACCACUCUGUUCAUGUGCAUCCAUUUGUCUGGUUACAAUUAUGUGUCUGUAUGUUCACCCAUUGUACAACGCUAUGGAAUUUUGCUGGUGCUAUAGAAAUAGUAAUAAUAUCAAGACUACCAUACAGCAGCUAUACACCAAAAAUGAAAAAGUGCCCUUUACCAAGAAAGCACAGCUAUAUUACUACUUAAAGGACCACUAUAGUUCCAGGAAAACAUACUCCCCUUUCCCCGGCUCUGGAAGGGGGAAAGGGGGUAAAACUUAUCUUUUUCCAGCGCCGGGUGGGGAGCUCUCCUCCUCCGAUCCUCCUCUUCUCCUCCCCAUCGGCUGAAUGCGCACGCGCGGCAAGAGCUGUGCGCGCAUUCAGCCGGUCACAUAGGAAAGCAUUAUCAGUGCUUUCCUAUGGACGCUUGCGUGCUCUCACUGUGAUUUUCACAGUGAGAAUCACGCAAGCGCCUCUAGCGGCUGUCAAUGAGACAGCUGCUAGAGGAAAUAGGGGAAGGCUUAACCCAUUCAUAAACAUAGCAGUUUCAUGAAACUGCUGUGUUUAUGAAAAAAUGGGUUAACCCUAGCUGGACCAGGCACCCAGACCACCUCAUUAAGCUGAAGUGGUCUGGGUGCCUAGAGUGGUCCUUUAAGGAAAGCACUGCCACGCAUGCGCAUUAGGUCCCCCCUGCCGGUGGACGCUGGUGGAUAGGAGCGUGGGCAGAGCUGAACCAGCGCUGAUGGGACAUCGGCGCUGGAUUCAGGUUAGUGACUGGGAGGGGUUAUUACCCCUUCAGCGACGUGGGAGGGGACCUUUACAGAUAGGGAAGCUAUAGUGCCAGGAAAACUAGUUUGUUUUCCUAGCACUCUUGUUUCCUUUUAGUGUAGCUAAAAAAAAAAAAAAGCGUAAAUAUAAUGUGACAAGCAAUGUAGCACACUCUCAAGGAUGUAUCCAGGCCAGGCUCUCGGUAUAAACGCUGUGGGUUAUGCAGGCUACCUAUUGACUUUUGUUAAUCUUCUUCUAACUGGGUCUUCCACAUCAAGUUAGGGGUCUCCGUUUUGCUAAAUUUUUCCACAAAAUUAAGCUAUUGGUUAGGACAAACUGUAUACCUUUUAAGUAUUGCCUAGGAAUAUAGGGUGGGAAAAGUACAAUCUUAAUCAUGGCCCCUGUUCAUAAACAUUGGCUGAAAAGGGGAGUUUUUACAUUUAGGUUAUAGUAAAUGUUAAUCUUGUUCUUACCGUUUAAGUCCCUUUACCUAAAACAUACUGAUUAAUGUGAGACUAUUUUGCAGUAUGCAUUAUGAACUUUGAACACCGAUGGAACUGUACAUGACAUAGUCAGAUGUAUCUCAGGAAGUGACAAGGUAAGUGCAUGCUGUGGGUAUGUUUGAAUGGGCCAACAUUUUGAAUUAAAGCACUUUGUUUCAUUGUGAUAUUCACUGUUCCAUUGUGUUUUGAGCUGUGAAGUGCACCUUGCAGUAAUGUCAUCAUUAUGUUUUUUAUUUUUUAUGAUGUGUAUAUAAAAAAAAAUCAGUUUUGAUAUAACUGUUAGUAUAUUCAUAUUUACAUUUUGCUACAUUCAAUUAGUAUAUUAUAAUUAUGUAUUACCAUUUGUAUAGCAACAGAUUCCACAGUACCAAUUAUAGAAAGUGUGUAUACUCAAACAAGCUUACUUGAGAAUUUGAAGUGGGCAAGACACCUAACUAUAUGUGUUUGCCUACUUCAAAUCCUCAAGGACACUUACUGGUAAGGUGGUCUGACUGGGAAUCAAACCUGAGUUUCUCUGUGCUGAGGCAGUGAUAUUACCACUGCUUCUUAUUUCAUGAAGAAUAGCCUUUGGACUACAGGGAGUGCAGAAUUAUUAGGCAAGUUGUAUUUUUGAGGAUUAAUUUUAUUAUUGAACAACAACCAUGUUCUCAAUGAACCCAAAAACUCAUUAAUAUCAAAGCUGAAUAUUUUUGGAAGUAGUUUUUAGUUUGUUUUUAGUUUUAGCUAUGUUAGGGGGAUAUCUGUGUGUGCAGGUGACUAUUACUGUGCAUAAUUAUUAGGCAACUUAACAAAAAACAAAUAUAUACCCAUUUCAAUUAUUUAUUAUUACCAGUGAAACCAAUAUAACAUCUCAACAUUCACAAAUAUACAUUUCUGACAUUCAAAAACAAAACAAAAACAAAUCAGUGACCAAUAUAGCCACCUUUCUUUGCAAGGACACUCAAAAGCCUGCCAUCCAUGGAUUCUGUCAGUGUUUUGAUCUGUUCACCAUCAACAUUGCGUGCAGCAGCAACCACAGCCUCCCAGACACUGUUCAGAGAGGUGUACUGUUUUCCCUCCUUGUAAAUCUCACAUUUGAUGAUGGACCACAGGUUCUCAAUGGGGUUCAGAUCAGGUGAACAAGGAGACCAUGUCAUUAGAUUUUCUUCUUUUAUACCCUUUCUUGCCAGCCACGCUGUGGAGUACUUGGACGCGUGUGAUGGAGCAUUGUCCUGCAUGAAAAUCAUGUUUUUCUUGAAGGAUGCAGACUUCUUCCUGUACCACUGCUUGAAGAAGGUGUCUUCCAGGAACUGGCAGUAGGACUGGGAGUUGAGCUUGACUCCAUCCUCAACCCGAAAAGGCCCCACAAGCUCAUCUUUGAUGAUACCAGCCCAAACCAGUACUCCACCUCCACCUUACUGGCGUCUGAGUCGGACUGGAGCUCUCUGCCCUUUACCAAUCAGCCACGGGCCCAUCCAUCUGGCCCAUCAAGACUCACUCUCAUUUCAUCAGUCCAUAAAACCUUAGAAAAAUCAGUCUUGAGAUAUUUCUUGGCCCAGUCUUGACGUUUCAGCUUGUGUGUCUUGUUCAGUGGUGGUCGUCUUUCAGCCUUUCUUACCUUGGCCAUGUCUCUGAGUAUUGCACACCUUGUGCUUUUGGGCACUCCAGUGAUGUUGCAGCUCUGAAAUAUGGCCAAACUGGUGGCAAGUGGCAUCGUGGCAGCUGCACGCUUGACUUUUCUCAGUUCAUGGGCAGUUAUUUUGCGCCUUGGUUUUUCCACACGCUUCUUGCGACCCUGUUGACUAUUUUGAAUGAAACGCUUGAUUGUUCGAUGAUCACGCUUCAGAAGCUUUGCAAUUUAAGAGUGCUGCAUCCCUCUGCAAGAUAUCUCACUAUUUUUGACUUUUCUGAGCCUGUCAAGUCCUUCUUUUGACCCAUUUUGCCAAAGGAAAGGAAGUUGCCUAAUAAUUAUACACACCUGAUAUAGGGUGUUGAUGUCAUUAGACCAAACACCUUCUCAUUACAGAGAUGCACAUCACCUAAUAUGCUUAAUUGGUAGUAGGCUUUCGAGCCUAUACAGCUUGGAGUAAGACAACAUGCAUAAAGAGGAUGAUGUGGUCAAAAUACUAAUUUGCCUAAUAAUUCUGCACUCCCUGUAUAAUGUAUUGUAAUUAGAAAAUUACCCAUAGAUUUUUUUUUUUUUUUUUUUAAACCUAAAAUUUAAUUUGGGGGGGGAUGUGUGUCUGUGCCCGCAUGUGCUCCUGUGGGGUGGGGGAGGUGUGUGCUGACUGCUCGUGGGUGCGUGCGCGUGUGCUGGCUACUUGUGGGGGGGAGUGCGCGCGCAUGCUAGGUGCUCGUAGGGGGAUGUGUGUAAUUGUGUGUGUGCUGGCUGCUUGUGGGGGGGUGGUGUGUGUGUGCGCGCGCUGGCUGCUUGUGGGGGGUGGUGCGUGUGUGUCUUGGCGCUGGCUGCUUAGGGGGUGGUGUGUCUUGGCGCUGGCUGCUUGUAGGGGGUGGUGUGUCGCGCUGGCUGCUGGCUUGGCUGUAGGGGUGGUGUGUCUUGGCUACUUGUAGGGGGUGGUGUGGGCUGGCUGUGGUGCUGCUGGCUGCUUAUGGGGGUGGUGUGUGUGUGCUGGCUGCUUGUGGGGGUGGUGUGUGUGUGUGCUGGCUGCUUGUAGGGGGUGGUGUGUGUGUGUGUGUGUGUGCUGGCUGCUUGUGAGGGGGUGGUGUGUGUGUGUGUGUGUGUGCUGGCUGCUUGUGGGGGGGUGGUGCGUGUGUGCGCCCGCUGGCUGCUUGUGGGGGGGGUGGUGUGUGUGUGCUGGCUGCUUGUAGGGGGGUGGUGUGUGUGCUGGCUGCUUGUGGGGGGGUGGUGGGUGCUGGCUGCUUGUGGUGUCUGUGUGGGAGCAGCCUGUGUGCACACACUCCACCCCCCCACGAGCAGCCAGCACACACAGACCACCCCCCACGCGCAGCCAACGCACAGACCAUCCACCCACCAUGCGCACCCAACACUCACCCACCCCCCGGGCAGCCAACACGCACCCAUCCCCCCUAUGAGCAGCCAACGCGCACCCCCCACGAGCAGCCAGCGCGCGCGUGCACACCCACACACACCAGCUGUGUGUUGGUUGGGUUGUGUGUGUAUGUGUUGGCUGUGUGUGGGGGGGUUAGUGUUGAUGUGAUGGCUGUUCGUGGGGGCUACCCAAGAGUUCCCUUGCACACAGUACCUAGAUCUUAUUUCAGGGUUUGUUUCUGAAUAUUACCUCUGUGAGACACACUUUUGCUUCAGCCUUGGACUGCCUGUGUUUUUUUUUUUUUUUUUUUUAUUCUUUAUUUUUGUUGUGCACAUUAUAACAGUAAACUUGUUCAACCACGAUAGCAGUCACAAGUAGGAUAGUAGUUACAGACAUUAUAAGUAUGGCGUGGAAUACGAGUAUGCAGCACGUUUUUUUUAAAAUUAUAAUAAGAGAAUAAGUUGACAGUGGGGAGACAGAACAUUGGAUAAAAUACAAGCUUUUCUAACUGUCUAUAAUAUAAGGGUAUGUGAAGGUUCCAACGGUUAUGGUACAUGCUAUUUUGGUUAAAAGAUUUGUGUUUUUGUACAUGCUUUAGUGUAAGUAGGGUUAUGCCCUGUUGUAGUGGUGCACCCCCCUUUUCUUUCUUUACCUUUGUGUUUUGCGUUAUAAUAGGGUAUAUGUUAGUGUAUGAGGUUUUACGAUUUGCAGGUGCUAGGUGUACCUGUGUAUUGCGUCGUUUUUCUCUAAGGCAUUCGACCCAGGGGCUGCAGCUCACAUAGCUACAUAGUGUAUUAUCUUGUGUAGCCUAUGGGCAUGCGAGGGGCACUAUGAGGCCUAAUGUGGGCGUAGCAAUUAUAGUCGAUAUAGUGUGUUUUAGGUGUAGUAAGGCUAGAUUAUGCGCAGGCUGGUCCGCCGGUCUGUCACUGCUUAUGUGUUCUCACGUUUGGCUGUGUGAUAAGAAGUUUGUGUGUAUACUUGGGCUAGUGAGGCCUUCAUUUCUGAGUGGGCUGCUUUAUGGUUUUCGCCCCUUUAUUGGUGUGUGUUGUGUCCCAUAGCACAUUGUGGAGUAAUCAUUAGGUAGCGUUAAAGUAAACAACGUCAACAUUAGCAAAAUAGAAGUAAAAUAUUAAAGAUUUGAAGUUUUAAAGUGUAAAGUCACAGAUGAGAACUAUGAACUCAGCGGUAAUAUGGUCGGGCAGUCUUUUUGGCUUAUUUUCCCGUGCUCCCAUCCGGAUCUCAGGUACCCAUCGCGUGGCGGCCGGCCCUCUGCGCUUUAAAUACGGUGGAGGACGAGGUGGGGACCCAGGAUGGCUGGAAUGCUUGGACUUUGGCCAUGUCCCAGAAAUGAGGGGGUUGUUGUCGUCUCGGGACUUGGAUGGUGCUUACCGGGUUCGUCGGUAUUCCCAGCGCGGUGAGAACUGAGUCCACUUCCGCUGCGUCCGUCAGGCGGGUUGUUGCGCCCCCAUGUGAGAUAACCAGGCUCCUGGGAAAUGCCCAUCGAUAUGUGAUAGUGUUGGCGGAGCAUGGCUGUCAGUGGCUUGAGCCGGGUUCUCAUAUCACUGUGGGCCUGGACAAGUCCUGAUAAAAGGAUAAGGUGGCAUUGUCAAAUGGGUAGUUUGCUUUGUUUCUCACGGCUGCCAUAAAGGUCAGUUGGGCUGACCGUGUUCGUUGCUGUAGGAUGACAUCCCGUGGGGUGUCUGCUGGUGCUUUGGCGGUUCUUGGGAUUCGGUAGGUCCCAUCUAUCUCAGCUAGGUCUGUUUGUUGUGGUGAGAGCAGGCAGGUGAGCAGUCUCCCAAUGUAGGCGCACCCAUAUCGUACUGUUUGUUCUGUGCUCCUUCUUAUCAUUAGGGGAUUAGAGGGGAUUCCCCUUUGAGGUGUGCAGCCUUCUUUUGCUGUGGCCAUUUAGCGCUGAUUUCCUUUCCUGUUUUUCUAAUUCCCGACGUAGUGUGUCUGGUCACCUGAGGCCACAGUCUCCGGGAAACCCCGAAUUUUUAAGUUUCUGCUCCUGUGCCGGUCUUCUAGUGCGUCUAGGCGGCUGGUGAGUUGAGACUGGUCGCGCCGUAGCUCCGUGUUUUGGGCUUCUAGUUGUGUACAUCGGGCGACGAGUUCCUCCCUCUGUUGUUUUGACGCGCCCCUCCACCGUUUGUAUUUCUUCUCGCAGUGAGGCCACAUCUGCGGCAAACAUUGUGCGGAGGUUGCGGAGCAAGGCUUUAAUAUCUCCCUUCGUGGAGGACAGCUCGCUAUCAUCGUCGGAGGAAGGGAGUUGUAAGCCCCCUGAGCUCGGGAACUCAUCCAGCUCAUCCAUUGCUUGGUCCUCGGAGGAUGCUAAUGGUUUUUUUUGUGGUUUGGGGCCUGUGCGAGUCGGAGGAGAAGACCCCCGAUGUCUGGUGUUUUGACUUCUUCCCCAUCUCGCUGUGACCCGAUAGAGGCUGAGGUUGGGUGGUUCAGGUGGUUAAAUCGCUUAUUUCAGGCUUAUUUCUGCGGAGAUCUUCUGGCACCCGUCUGCUCUGUAUGGCUGCUGGCUGCGCCCCGCCGACUGUGUCUUUUUAAGUCACAAACUGAUGCUGAGUGGAUGAAUGUUCUGGGUCUUAUGGUAAUUUUCUCCAGACAGUGCAUAGAAGAGUCUAGUUUCUGAAUUUUUUAAUACAUUUUCACUGACAUAUUUCCCAGCAUGUAUACCAUUGAACAUGCACUGGCCCGUAUUUGUCCUGUGGAUAGCUGUGCAGCAUUUUUCCUGGAAAGUUUACAAUGGUUUUUGAGCUGUCUCAUAUUUUGUUUUGUGUGCUUCCCUUUUUCCUCAUCCCUCCUCCCACCCUUUUUCGAAUCUGGUUAAAGUAGACUUCUGUAUUUACUUGUGCAGGAGAUGGUGGUUACUUAUUUUUGUACAAAAGAGGGGGACCAUUUCAUAUUAUUGAUGAGAAUAGGACCGUAAAAUAUUAUGUGGAGGCUACUAAGUUGUUCAUGAAAGUAUGACUACAUGUUUGUAAAUUUUUGUGGUCUGAGAAAAGAUGCCUUGUAACCUAUGAUACAGUGGACUUAUUUUUGGUCUAUUAAGCCAGUGCCUGACUCAUUACUGUCCAUUCUAUUACAGCUGUGUCUUCUCUAUGGUACUAUUAUCGUGAGGCAUCAGGAGGCCACUGAAGCUUCAAUUUUUGGGGAGGUCAAAUUGUAUUGUUUUGAUGUAUUUGCAUUUACUUUCAUUUUGCUUAGCUGGAAAGUUUGCUUAUACAUUAUGGAUUCCAUGGACCAGAUUUAAAGUGAUAAAUGAAAUGUGCUUACCAAUAGAUCACUUGACAUUUGUGUGGUCACUGUUCACGUGGCCCUUGUCUGUUUUGAAUCCUUAGGUUGCUUGAUGAAUUUACUUAUGAGUUUCUUUGGUUUCCUACCUGUGUCUGUGUUUGCAUGCAUGGCUAAAUGUUUACCUGGGUAUUUUUUCCUGUGAGAUGCGCUGGAAGUAAAAUUUGUGCCAAACCUUCUGGAAUAGGUGUUUACCGCUUUAUCUCUAGAGAAAUUGCUUCUACUGAACCAAGACUGCACAGAUGAAAAUGAAUUUGAGAAGUAUAUAGAUAUUGUUUUUGUUCUGAGAGGCAGUCAAAAUAACUGGUUUAGGUGAAUAAGUCUAUGCUGACUUUUUUUUUUUGGCAACUUAUUUUACCAAUGCUGAACUUAAUCUAAUUGUCUCUUUUCUUUCACCCAGGUUUUUUUUUAAAAAUGGUUGGAGGACAGCAACUGGAAAUGUGUGAUAUUCAGACAUCUGCAUUACAACUUCAGCCACCGGUACAAUCUGCAGAAAUAAGUGAUAAUCAAUAUGAGUGUCACGAAUGUGGCAAAGUAUUCAAAUGGUCUUCUAGGUUGAUCCAUCACCAAAGAACUCAUACUGGUGAACGACCUUACAAAUGCUCUGAAUGCCCAAAGGCAUUCAAAGGCUCUUCUGCACUACUUUAUCAUCAAAGAAGCCAUACUGGUGAACGUCCUUAUAAAUGUACAGACUGUGAUAAAGCUUUUAAACGCUCUUCACUUUUGCAGAUCCACCAGAGUGUUCACACAGGAUUAAAGUCCUUUAAGUGUAACAUUUGUGGAAUGUCUUUUAAAUGGUCCUCCCAUUACCAGUACCAUGUAAGGCAGCAUACAGGAGAGAGACCAUAUAAAUGCAAUGUCUGUGAUAAGGCUUUUAAGAAUUCAUCUAGUUUAAGACGGCAUAAAAAUAUUCAUACAGGAGAAAGACCUUAUGUAUGCAAUGUGUGUGGAAAGGCUUUCACGCAGUCUACUAAUUUGAGGCAACACCAGCGCAUUCACACUGGGGAACGUCCAUACAAGUGUAAUGAAUGUUCCAAAUCUUUUACACAUUCUUCCAACCUUUUGCUCCACCAACGCACACAUAGCGGAAAGUAUACACAUAAAUGUGACUUGUGUAGUAAAGUUUUUAUUUCAGAUUCUUUUUUGCAAAAGCAUAUGCAAUCUCAUACCAUUGAGCAAGCAUUUGUACAAUCUGAUUCGGAAGUAUUCUUGACUACUGCAGCAGCAAUGGAGACUGUGGAAAUGCUUUUUAAAUGUGUAGUCUGUGAUCUGACAUUUAAAAAUGAAGAUUUGCUUGUGAGUCACCAACAAAGUCACGUGGAAGAGCAGACAUAUUCUUGUACAACAUGUGAUAAAAUAUUCAAAAAUUCCUCAGCAUUUUCUCGCCAUCAGCAUUGUCAUGCCAGUGAAAGACCUUACAAGUGUUCAGUUUGCGAGAAAACAUUUGUACAACUACCCAAUCUGCUUGUACACCAAAGAACCCAUACAGAGGAGCAACAACUAAUUCAAACUGAAGCUGAAGUCACAUGUCCGCAGUCAACUGAGGUAGUUCAGCCUUCCAGUGUUACAGGUACAGCAGAGGGUGUUGAUCGUCCGUACAAAUGUACAGAGUGUGGUAAAGCUUUUAAAGGAUCUUCAGGACUUCGUUAUCAUAUGAGGGACCAUACUGGAGAACGACCAUACAAAUGUUCAGAGUGUGGUAAAGCUUUUAAACGCUCCUCAUUGUUAUCUAUUCAUCAACGGGUGCAUACUGGUUUGAGAGCAUUCAAGUGUGCAGAAUGUGGCUUAACUUUUAAAUGGUCCUCCCACUAUCAGUACCACCUCAGACUACAUACAGGUGAGCGACCCUAUAGUUGCACCGACUGUGGCAAAUCAUUCAAGAACACAUCCUGUCUUCGUCGACAUCGUCAGCUACACACUGGUGAGCGCCCAUUUGCUUGUUUAAUGUGCGGCAAAACAUUUACUCAGACAUCCAAUCUGCGUCAGCAUGAAAGGACACACACAGGGGAAAGGCCCUACAAGUGUGAAAAAUGUGACAAGACUUUUACUCAUUCUUCCAACUUACAAUUGCACCAGCGCACACACUCCACUGACAGACCCUUUAAGUGUUCUAUUUGCGACAAAGGGUUUGUUAUGUCCUCUUACCUGCAACGACAUUUACGCACUCAUGUAGUUGCAAGCACAACCAGGUUACAUACUUUACAUGAGUCCCAGGAAAUAAAAAUUACCCCCAACUCUGAAGGAGUGCAGUAUAUACCUACUAUACCAGCUCAACUAAAUCUUGAAAUUGGAAACCAACCUAGACCAUCUGCUUCACAAACUUUUUUCUUGGUGCAAGCAACGCAGCAUAACACACCCAGAUUUGUAUUGUUGCCCAGCUGUCAGCUAUUGCAGUCUGAGCAAAACACUCCCAUAGUCUCAGAUGCUUCCAAUCUGAUUGUGUUGCCAAAUAAUGCACAGCAGCCAUGUAAACGUAACUUGCCCAAGUUGAAAAAAGCUUCUGCGCCCUGUAGCUUUGAUAUUAAGCAGAAUGUCCUGGUUUUCCCAAAUGCUCAGCCUCUUCAAAACAUUCAAGUUCAGACUAGCCAGGGAUCUCCUAAAGCGCAGACUAUAUCCCUUGGGCAAAAUGUUAUUGUACUGCAGAAUGUCAUUGGUCAGAGUCCUCAACUAUUCCCAGCAGCACAGAUAACCAACAAUUCUGCCCCAGAGAAGAUAUCAAGCAUACAGACCCUAUCAUUACCUAGUACAAGAGACACAACUAGUGUCAGUCCUCAAAUCUUAUGUCGCUCUCAGGAAAAUUCAGAUGUUCAACUCCAAGCUUCAUCAUCUUUGCAAGAUGUAUCCACUACACAUGCAUUAACUACACCCCAAGAAAUUCCAACUAUACGACUCCAAACAAUAUCUAGUACACAAGGAGGCAUUCAGGUACAAACAAUUCCAGAAACAGAAAGUGGAAACAAGAGACAAAAAUUGAUUGUAGUGCAGAAUUCUUCAGGGGAACAGCUACUUAGCCCUGCAGAUAACUUGCAGUCUAUUGAAGAAACACAAGAUGUUCGAUUUGAAGCACUUCAAGCUGAAGAGGGUCUGCAGAAUGUCCUUAUACUACAAAAUGCUGAUGGAGAGCAGACACGACUUUGUGUACAAGAAAUGGAAAAUAUUCAAAGAAUGCAAGAUAUACAUAAUAUCCAAAUCCAUCCCAUGACUCAUUUACAAGAGUCAACUACUAGUGCCCCAGGGGGUCAAAAAGUAUUUAUUAUUCAGAGCUCUGCAGGGGAGCAAACAUUAGAAGUAAUGGACAAUUUUAGUGGUGCUCAAAAUAUGCAGAUUCUAGAUAACAUACAGGGGUUGCCAGGUGGGCAAAACAUAAAUAUGGUACCAGCUAACUUAAACCAUAACACUGUGCGCCUGUUGCAAAACGUUCAUUUGAGUUCACCAUCAAAUGGGCAAGGAUGUCAAACCAUUGAAAACUUGCAUAAUUUACAGAACAUACAAUCAACAUGUGCUGAAACACAAAACAUACAAACUUUACAGAUAGUACAAAAGAAUCCAGAAUCAGAAUUACAGCAAAGUCUGUCCUCUAUUCAAUUUCUGCAAACUGUGUCUAAAGUACAACUUGUUCACACAUUCUAAUUACAGGGCCAUUUCAAUACAGUAGUGGUUUUGGUUCAAGGAAGCCAUGAGUAAAGUACCUCAUAAUUUUUGUCUGUUUUAAAAAAAGUUUGACAAAAACUGCAGAAUUUUCUGGCACCUUAAGCAAACCCUCAGAAUGAAGCUGUUCUAUUCCUCAUUAUCCGUCCAGAAUAUUUGUACGAUGUAAGAGCUCCUUGUAAUGAGCAUUAUAGGAGUAUAAUUCAGCCAUAUCGAAUAGAAAAUAACCUCUUCAGUGCCACCAGGUUGACACAAGAAGCCAGUCGCAAUUUGUCCAUGCUCCAUGACCAUAUCCUUCCAUACAUAUAUGUUGAUAGUAAUUGACAAUGAGGUUGCAAAGUGGGCAUAGUAUGCCAGAAUAUUCCCUGUUUUUUGUCCAACCACUUAAACAGUUUGAUAAAAUUGAGGGCUUCCUAUUCUCCUGCCAGUAUAAAUACUCCAAAAAGCUAUCGCUCUUUUCAUGCUUGGUGAAAUACCUUAUCGUUCGGGGUGCAUGCAAUGGUAGUUAGUUAUAAAGGCAAUAAAGUUGCUUUUAACACACUUCUUCCUCUGGCAUUAUGGAUGCUGAAUUGUAGAAUGGCAGUAUUUAAGAAUAUUCAACAGCAAAUCUUUUAAGAGACUGAGGACAGUGAUCAUGGCUAUAUUAAAAUAUUUACAAGUAAUUGUCAUUUAAUUACAAAAUGUAAUUUAAUUUUUUCAAGCAGCCUGUAAAUGCCAGUUCAUUUUAGCUGCUCAUUCACUUUGGUGAAGUUAAUGAAAUGCAUCUUGAUGACAAAGAGCACCGAUAUAAAACAGCAGUUCUGAACUACGGCACACAUGAUUAAAAAAAAAAAAAUAAUAAUAAUAAUAAUAAAAAAAAAAAAUAUAUAUAUAUAUAUAUAUAUAUAUGCUGUAUUAGUCCAGUGAUGUAGAUGUAAAAAACAGAUAAAAUUCGUAUCUUGUAAUACCUUUUAUCUGUUUUUUACAUCUACAUCACUGGACUAAUACGGUUACAAUCUCUACUUGAACACUAUGGAAGAUACCGCAUACAGCCGCCUAAAAAAGCAUAGUCCAAUAAAAAAGGUAUUACAAGAUACAAAUUUUAUCUGUUUUUUACACGUGUGUAUGUGUGUAUAUAUAUAUAUAUAUCUCUCAUGUGGAUGAGUUGAUAAAUCACCAAUAAGAGGGACAGAGAUACUUUUAUCCUUUUAUUACAUCCAUACCAAAUCUCAUCAAAUUGUACUGGCUGCCCUCAAUGUUCUAAUUGGCAGUUAUUGACGGUCCUGCAGCUUGUCAUUAGGUAUCUACAGAGAUAUUAAAGUACUCUAGUACCACUCGGGACCCGACAUCAGAGUGGGAGGAGAGGUCACCAGUGCUGAGGGAGCACAGCGCUGCAUUAAAGUAACUAAAGGGGCACCUGAGGGUGGGGGAG
Pelobates cultripes (western spadefoot toad) is the source of this 37838-nucleotide messenger RNA. The record is from the annotation of a GenBank genome assembly. NCBI's taxonomy places the organism in Eukaryota, Metazoa, Chordata, Amphibia, Anura, Pelobatidae.